Aspergillus fumigatus Af293 is the source of this 2613-nucleotide messenger RNA. The record is from RefSeq and is a predicted model, not a curated record. Lineage: Eukaryota; Fungi; Ascomycota; Eurotiomycetes; Eurotiales; Aspergillaceae.
AUGACCUCCGAUGCUAUCAAGAACCUCGGUGUCAAUGAAUCAACCUCACUUUCAGCACUCCUGACCACACUUCUACCCGCGUUGGUCAUCGCCUUUUUUUGGUUCGGUCUGUUCUUGGUAUGUCGACGUACGCAACUGCGUUGGUAUGCCCCGAGAUCUCACUUGCCGUGUUGGCACCAACAUGAACGAAGUCCCAAGUUGCCCAGAGGCUUCAUCAACUGGUUUGGGCAGUUUCUCAAGAUAUCUGAUGCGCAUGUUCUACAUUCCUCCUCCAUGGACGGAUACCUCUUUCUGCGGUUCCUUAGGGUGCUGUGUUCUACUUGUUUUACUGGUUGCCUCGUCACAUGGCCUAUCCUGAUACCGAUUCACGUCACCGGCGGUGCAGGAAACACUCAGCUAGACGCACUCAGUUUUAGCAACGUCAAAGACCCGACCCGGUACUAUGCACAUGCUAUCAUGGCAUGCAUCUUCUUCAGUAUGUGCUUCUGGGGGCUCUUCCAAGCAAAAUCACUAAUUAGGGACACUGCAGCCUAUGUCUUUUACGUGGUCACUCGAGAGAGUCUCUUUUAUGCGAAUUUGCGGCAGGCGUAUCUCAAUUCACCUGCCUAUGUUCGUCGUAUAUCAUCGCGAACGGUGCUGUUCAUGUCCGUGCCAGAAGAUUACAAGAACGAGCAGAAGUUGCGGCAAGUCUUUGGCGAUUCUAUUCGAAGGAUCUGGAUCACUUCCGACUGCAAGGAGCUCAUGAAGAAAGUCCGCGAACGGGACAGUUUAGCUUAUCGGUUGGAGAAAGCGGAAACCAACUUGAUUCGAACAGCAAACUCGGCCCGUCUCCGCGCAUUCAAGAAGGGAGUGAUCACUUCAGACACGUGUUUGGACUGCGAGAGCGGGACACAUAGCUGGCGUAAGAAGAUUCGCAGACCGAGUCACCGUGUGAAGUUGUUUGGACCCAAAGUUGACUCCAUCUGCUGGUUACGCGACGAGCUCGUGAAAGUAUCAAAGGAGGUAGAGUACCUUCAGGAACAGCACAAGAAUGGGAAGAUGAAGAAUCUUUCGGCUCUGUUCAUCGAGUUCAACUCCCAGUCCGAUGCGCAGAUCGCUCUACAGACGCUCUCUCAUCACCAACCGCUCCAUAUGACGCCUCGUUUUAUUGGUAUCUCUCCUAAAGAGGUUGUCUGGUCGUCUUUGAACCUGAGCUGGUGGCAGCGCAUUGUGCGCAAGUUCGCGGUCCAGGGUGGAAUCGCUGCCUUGGUUAUAUUCUGGUCCAUCCCCUCCGCUGCUGUUGGGGCGAUCUCGAACAUCACCUACCUGACCAGCCUUCUACCUUUCCUGGGCUUCAUUGACAAGCUACCUUCAUCACUGAAAGGAGUGAUUGCGGGACUGCUACCGUCUGCAGCUCUGGUCCUUCUCAUGUCAUUUGUUCCGAUCAUCUGUCGCUGUAUGUCCCCAAGACUAAAGUCCAACAGGAAUAAAAGAACAUUGCUGACACUUGUCGAUUCAGUCCUCGCCAGACGAGCAGGUGCCCCAUCGACAGCCCAUGUAGAGCUCUUCACACAGAGCGCGCACUUUUGCUUCCAGGUCGUCCAAGUCUUCCUUGUGACAACCCUGACAUCGGCAGCAUCCGCCGCGACAGCCCAAAUCAUCAAGAACCCUCUGUCAGCAAAAGAUCUUCUCGCCCAGAACCUACCAAAAGCCACAAACUUCUACAUAUCAUACUUCUUGCUCCAGGGCUUAACAAUGAGCUCGAUGGCAGUGGUGCAGGUCGCCGGCGUUCUUGUAUUUAAAUUCCUAAGUACCUUUUUCGACCGCUCCCCACGCCUCCUUUACCGACGCUGGGCAUCCCUCAGCGGAAUCGGCUGGGGAAACGUGUUCCCUGUAUUCACCAACAUGGGUGUCAUCGCCCUAACAUACUCCUGCAUCGCCCCCCUGAUCCUCGGCUUCGCCUUCGUAGGCCUCUACCUCGUCUAUCAAGCCUACCGCUACAACUUCCUCUUCGUCUACGACAUCGAAAUAGACACAAAGGGGCUUGUCUACCCGCGCGCCCUCCAGCAUCUUCUAACAGGCAUCUAUCUCGCCAACAUCUGCAUGAUCGGCCUCUUCGCCAUACGCGCCGCCAUCGGGCCCUUGAUCAUCAUGGCCCUUUUCACCGUCCUUACCGUACUAGCACACAUGUCCCUCAGCGAGGCCCUAGCCCCACUCUACACCUUCCUCCCGCGCACCCUCGACACAGAAGAAGAGCAGCAGUCGAAAGAAGACGAGACGCAGGCCCUCCUGCGCCAUCCCCGCAACCGCUGGGAGGCAGCCUGGAAAUGGUUCCACCCGAACCUGUACAGAGAUUAUGCGGCGCUGCGGCGCAAAGUGCGCCGGGACCAUGUCGAGAUCAGAUACUCCGAAGAGGAGGAGCGGAAUGCGUACUUUGAGCCGUGUAUUCGGGCGCGCACGCCGACGCUGUGGAUUCCCAGGGACAAAUGGGGGUUUAGUCACCAGGAGAUUAUCGAGACGCACCCCUCCAUCCCGAUUACGGAUGAGGGGGCGCAUCUGGAUGAAAAGAAUAAGUUUGUCUGGGAUAAGUAUGAUCCGAGCCUUCCGCUUUGGGAGUUGAAGGUUCUGUAUUGA